This is a messenger RNA of Culicoides brevitarsis, 1591 nucleotides long. It is a transcript of the gene LTV1, whose product is annotated as protein LTV1 homolog. The coding region runs from base 90 to 1529 and encodes 479 amino acids. Gene Ontology annotation, cellular component: cytosol; nucleus; preribosome, small subunit precursor. NCBI's taxonomy places the organism in Eukaryota, Metazoa, Arthropoda, Insecta, Diptera, Ceratopogonidae. The record is from RefSeq and is a predicted model, not a curated record. The transcript has 3 exons. Gene Ontology annotation, biological process: ribosomal small subunit biogenesis; ribosomal small subunit export from nucleus.
CUGCAAAGGGUGAACACGUUUGUUUAUUUUUUUGCAGCAAACAUUUUUCAUCAAUUUCGAGGCUUUUUUGAGGAUUUUUCGACUUAAAUAUGGGCAAGAAAAAGAAGUUUAUCGACAAAAAGAAGGCCGUCACCUUCCACUUGGUGCAUAGAAGUCAACAGGAUCCCCUAAUUUGCGACGAAAAUGCUCCUCAACACGUUCUGGUGCCCGCUGAUGGGGCAACUCCCGGUCCAAGUACCUCAAAAUCACAAAAUAAACUCGAUCCAGCAAAACGCAAGGAAGAACAAAAGAAAUUUGGCAUUUUCUUCGACGAUGACUACGAUUAUUUGCAACAUUUGCGCGAUGUUGGACAACAAGUUGUCAGCUGGGAGCCCGUUGAGCCACGACAAAAGAACAAAUCCGGUGAAGAACCAAAAGCGGCAAAAAUUCAACUGCCAUCAUCGGUGUUCGCUUCAGAAUUUGAAGAAGAUGAAGGCUUGCUGAGACGUGCAAUUCCCGUCAAAGGUCCCCGUCCCGACUGGGAUCCCGAUGUCGUUGCAGCUCUCGACGAGGAUUUCAACUUUGACGAUCCCGAAAAUCAACUCGAAGACAAUUUCAUGGAACUGGCGAUGCAAGAAGGCGAAGAAUACGACGAAGAUGACGAGAAAAAUUGGAGCGAUUAUGAUUCCAAUGCGGCAGACGAGAGUGGAAAUGAGUACGAUGACGAGGAAUAUGACGAUUUAGGUCCCUUGCGUGGUUUCGGAAACGAAGAAACAAAAUCCCGCUUCACCGAAUACUCGAUGUCGAGUAGCGUGAUUCGUCGAAAUGAGCAACUUACCUUGCUGGACGACAAAUUUGAGAAGUUUUACGAGCAAUAUGACGACAUGGAGGUUGGUGCUUUGGAUUGUGAUGAAAUUGAGGGCACAAUGGAUCCGAAUGACGAGAUGCUUUUGCGAUUCGCCACGGAAUUCAAGAAGGAACACAAAAGUAUACCGUAUGAAAAGUCCUACGACAUUUGUCGCAUGGUAAAAAUGCAGAUGAAAGACGAGUCGAGUGAAGAGGAAAUGGUGGAACUUGAAGUCUCAGACGACGAAGAGAAGAAAUGGGAUUGUCAGAGUAUCCUUUCGACAUAUUCCAACUUGUAUAAUCACCCAAAACUCAUCCAGGAACCGUCGAAACGCAAGAAAAAGAUUGAAAUUGACCCGAAAACGGGAGUUCCGAAGAACGUUUUUUCCGAAAAUACCUCAAAACUCACGGCAAAAGCUUUAUCGAAGCUGAACACAAAUUCAAGUGAACCAUCCUCCAGUCAAGCUGGUCCAAAAUCGCUGUGUGCUCAAAGUGUCAUCUCAACAUUGAGCGUCCUUUCAAUCCGCCCAAAGGAUGAAACCCCCGAGGAAAAGAAGGAACGCAAAAAACUCCUCAAAGAUUACCGCGCUGAACGACGAAUUGAACGAAAAGCCAACACUUUAGCAUUUAAAGAGGAGAAACGACGACAAGAUCAGAUCAAAGCCAAUAAUCGGAAUAACAUCCAAGGCAAUAGAAUACUGUAAAAGAGGAAAAUUUUUCCUGCGAAUGUUGAAUUUUGAAUAAACUGAAGUAAAUUUCCAUUAAA